GGCUGCUGAACACACCUGCCCCUGCCCCGCCCCGCGAGGCCGGCCGCGAUAUAAAGGGCUUCCCCGCCCUGUUCGGAUCGGCUCGCUGCUUUGACCCGGCCGGGAGGCUCCGCUCUGCUGCCCUCCGGUCGUCCUCCUCCGCCACCACCACCACCAUCACGGCAUCACCGUCCAAGUGCAGGGCUGCCGCGAUGGGGCACACCCCGGCCCCAAUGGAGCCAGCCGCCCACGCCGCCCCUGCACUGCACACCGUGGCAUGAUUGGGUCCCUGCCCUCCUUUUCCCCUGCACUCGACUCUGCUCCCACUCCCACCGUCACUCACUCACUCACUGUCACUCCCCGGCUGCUCGCCUCCUCUUCCGCCCUCCUCUCUCACUCUCUCCCGGGACGAGAGGAGAGGAGAGGAGAGGAGACGGCGUCGUUGAUCCCAGUCUGGCGGCUUGUCCUGGUGGGUGGCUCCGUCCGGCACGGCGGCGUGCCGCAUUAAAGGCGCGCCCGUCUCUUGUCUUGACCGGAGUUAAGACGGGUGGGGGAGCAGGCAGUGACGAGGGGCUCCGGGAUUCCGGACGAGGAGCAAAGAUCUCGCCGGGGAAGAUGAGGAGAUCUGCAUCUUUACUUCAAGUCCUUCUGGUUUUCACAACCAUGGUUAAGACUCAAUGGUCCACUGUAUCCGGCAUUUACUGCAAAGAAAUGUCGCCUAAUGUAUAUCGACCUCACAGUGUCACAAUAACUGAAUUUGGCGCUAUUGGGGAUGGUGUGACUCUCAAUACAAAAGCAUUCCGGAAUGCAAUCUUCUAUCUCAAUUCUUUUGCGGACAAGGGUGGUGCACAGCUCUUCGUGCCUGCAGGAAAAUGGCUGACAGGGAGUUUUGGUCUUAUCAGCCACCUCACUUUGUCACUGGACAAAGAUGCAGUGAUAAUUGGAUCACUGGAUUCAUCUGAUUGGCCAGUUGUUGAUCCUCUUCCAUCCUAUGGGCGAGGUAGAGAGCUUCCUGGAAAAAGGCACCAGAGUUUGAUUUUUGGAUCAUAUCUGACAGACGUAAUUAUAACUGGUGCUAAUGGUACCAUUGAUGGUCAAGGAGCUAUUUGGUGGGGCUGGUUCCACAACCACACGCUGAAUUAUACUAGGCCACAUCUUGUUGAGUUGAUGUACUCUACUAAUGUUGUCAUAUCUAAUCUAACCUUCAAGAACUCGCCGUUUUGGAAUAUCCACCCUGUAUACUGCAGCCAAGUGCUUGUCCAGCAUGUCACAAUCCUAGCGCCUUUGAAUUCACCAAACACUGACGGCAUUGAUCCAGACUCGUCGACAAAUGUCUGCAUCAAUCAUUGUUAUGUCAAAAAUGGUGAUGAUGUUAUUGCCAUUAAAAGCGGGUGGGAUGAGUAUGGCAUUUCAUUUGCCCAUCCAAGCUCCAAUAUCAGCAUAAGCAACAUCACAGGAGAGACAAGGGGUGGUGCAGGGAUUGCCUUCGGAAGUGAGAUGUCGGGUGGCAUAUCAGAAGUCCGAGCGGAAGGCCUCCGCGUCGUCAACUCCCUGCAAGGGAUCAGAAUCAAGACAGCUCCAGGGCGUGGAGGGUACGUGAAGAAUGUGUACAUAGCAGAUGUGAGCAUGGAUAACGUUUCAAUCGCCAUCAGGAUCAGUGGAAACUUUGGUGAACAUCCUGAUGAUAAAUAUGACAGGAAUGCUCUCCCCAUGAUAAGCAAUAUUACAAUCAAGGAUGUUGUUGGCGUCAACGUUGGUGUAGCUGGUAUACUGGAAGGCAUUCAUGGGGACAACUUCAGCAACAUUUGCCUGUCCAAUGUUUCCCUCAGUGUCCAAUCUGCACAUCCAUGGAAUUGUUCACUUAUUGAAGGGUAUUCAAACUCUGUGAUCCCAGAAUCAUGUGAACAGCUCAGAAGCAAUUGUAGACAGACAUCUGAUUGCUACGAUGGCAGCAGUUCUUCAGCAAUACAUGGGCAGGAACCAAGAGAUACGUUGAGCACCAGCCGGUUGCUAAAUCCUUUAAUGAAGUUCACUUUAUUUUAGUGUAGGUAGAGAUGUCCCUUGGUAUUGUUGCAAAGGGGCUUGCUUCAUGGGAUGAGUCCUAUUAGUCAUGUAUAUCUGAUUCUUGAAAUUAUUUGUGCUUAGAGUGCCGCUUGCUUCUUUGUAUAUAGCUGUCGAGAUGACUGUAUCUUGCCUGUUUGGUUCCCAUUUUCGAUAUGUGAAUGUGAUCUGCAGAACUUAUGGUUUUUAA
This is a messenger RNA of Panicum hallii, 2230 nucleotides long. Its product is annotated as probable polygalacturonase. Gene Ontology annotation, biological process: carbohydrate metabolic process. The transcript is spliced from 7 exons. Gene Ontology annotation, molecular function: polygalacturonase activity. NCBI's taxonomy places the organism in Eukaryota, Viridiplantae, Streptophyta, Magnoliopsida, Poales, Poaceae. The record is from RefSeq and is a predicted model, not a curated record. The coding region runs from base 595 to 2022 and encodes 475 amino acids.